AUGCUGGUCACCAAGCUACUGCAGCUCCUCGUCGGAGUUUGCCUCAUCCCUUGCGUCGCUGCGGAUGCUGGCGAUGGCCGGUCCAACAACCUUUUCACCUACAUAGCCACGGAGAGCCGUGCCGUCCCCGAGGCGGAGCUGAUGUUCUCCACCUCCGAAGAGGUGUGCGAGCUCUGGAACAGCCACGAGAUUGUCAGGGUAAUGGGUGAGGGACUGAUGCGGGAAUUCAUCAUCCUCUUGCCUGAGGACGGGAAGAUGGAGGGGCGAACUCGAACCCACAGAGUCAGGCUAAUUCCAACAAGGAAUAGCGACCAAGAGUUGGUGGAAAUGACGCUGAACCACAGCAACAACAAGUCUCCCGAGAAAUAUGAUCAGUCAUUGUAUCCACCUGUGUCGCGUCUGCCUAGCUAUGUUUCAGAGGGCACAAUGGUUUGCCUCGCGAGCUUGGCAGCUGUGCAAGAUUGUGAUGGACCCAAAGUCUCAGCCUCUAAUGCAAGGAAACGAAAGGAUAUAAAUUGGAUUGGUUGGCAAUGGAUGUUGGGGUGGAUUGAGGGAAAGCUCCCUCGUUGGAUGUAUCCAGAGUCUCCGGAGACAGACGGAGCGGUCCAAGAUCCGCGGUCCAAGAUCCGCAAUCCAAGAUCCGCAAUCCAAGAUCCGCAAUCCAAGAUCCGCAAUCCAAGAUCCGCAAUCCAAGAUCCUCAGUCCAAAUCCGGCGGGCUGUGGGGAGCUGGAGGCUCAGCCGCAUCCCCGCUGGCAUGAGCACCGGCAAACGGAAACCCUCCCGGCAACCGGACGAGGAUACGGAUCCGGCAGUCCGGGGCCAGCAUUCCGAUACUCGGUUCGAAGCCGACAGGAUGAUGAAGGUGGGUGACUUGAC
This is a messenger RNA of Ilyonectria robusta, 877 nucleotides long. RefSeq lists its product as uncharacterized. The record is from RefSeq and is a predicted model, not a curated record. The transcript has 3 exons. NCBI's taxonomy places the organism in Eukaryota, Fungi, Ascomycota, Sordariomycetes, Hypocreales, Nectriaceae. Bases 1 to 759 code for a protein of 252 amino acids.